Molecule: messenger RNA, 1607 nt
Organism: Neltuma alba
Lineage: Eukaryota; Viridiplantae; Streptophyta; Magnoliopsida; Fabales; Fabaceae
Product: glyceraldehyde-3-phosphate dehydrogenase GAPCP1, chloroplastic
Exons: 14
Coding region: 166-1440 (424 amino acids)
Biological process (GO): glycolytic process; glucose metabolic process
Cellular component (GO): cytosol
Molecular function (GO): NADP binding; NAD binding; glyceraldehyde-3-phosphate dehydrogenase (NAD+) (phosphorylating) activity
Source: RefSeq, a predicted model, not a curated record
GAGAGGGGGAGAGGGGGAGGUGGUAAUAGUUACAUUUCAUAGGAAGCUCCGGUGGCAUUUAAAAGGAGAAGCCACGCCCGGAAGAAGCAGUGCAAGCGAAUUCGGAGCAAACCUUUGUCUUUCCCUUCUCCGGCCUUCGUCUAGGGCUUUUGCUUCUCCUCUCCAAUGGCUGCAUCUUCUCUCCUGAGAUCUGCGCUUGUCUCUCCAUCCGCUGACCUCUCACCUUCUUCCUCUCAUGGCUUCAAGGUGUCAUGCCAUGCAUCGAGUUGCAACCUAAAAUCUAAAAGUUUACAAUCUAGCUUAUUUGGAACUUCACUCCCAGCUGAAUCACUAGUCCUACGAAACUCCUAUGCCAGAAUUAUCCAGCCCAUCAAAGCCACAGCUACUGAAAUCCCAGUCCCUCUGCAGAAAUCAAGGAGCGGAGCGAAGAUUAGAGUUGGAAUUAAUGGUUUUGGGAGAAUUGGAAGGUUGGUUUUGCGUAUAGCUACUUCAAGGGAUGAUAUUGAAGUUGUAGCGAUUAAUGAUCCUUUUAUCGAUGCCAAAUAUAUGGCUUAUAUGCUUAAGUAUGAUUCUACUCAUGGACCGUUCAAGGGGACAAUUGAUAUUUUGGAUGAAUCUACUUUGAAAAUUAAUGGGAAGCAGAUUAAAGUUGUGAGCAAAAGAGACCCUGCAGAGAUCCCCUGGGGUGAAUUUGAGGCUGAUUUUGUUGUUGAGUCAUCGGGAGUAUUUACAACAAUGGGGAAAGCUUCAGCACAUUUAAAGGGUGGUGCCAAGAAAGUUGUAAUUUCAGCUCCAUCUGCUGAUGCUCCAAUGUUUGUGGUGGGAGUGAAUGAGAAAAUAUACAAGCCAAACAUGGACAUUGUGUCCAAUGCAAGCUGUACUACAAAUUGUCUUGCUCCUCUUGCCAAGGUGGUUCAUGAGGAGUUUGGCAUACUUGAAGGCCUGAUGACAACUGUACAUGCUACAACAGCAACACAAAAGACUGUAGAUGGUCCCUCUAUGAAGGAUUGGCGUGGAGGACGAGGAGCUGGUCAAAACAUAAUUCCAAGUUCAACUGGUGCAGCGAAAGCUGUUGGGAAAGUUCUUCCUGACCUUAAUGGGAAGCUCACUGGGAUGGCAUUCCGGGUCCCGACCCCCAACGUUUCUGUUGUAGACUUGACUGUUCGGCUUCAGAAGAGUGCUUCCUAUGAAGCUAUCAAAGCAGCAGUCAAGCAUGCUUCGGAGGGACCAAUGAAAGGCAUUCUUGGAUACACUGACGAGGAUGUUGUCUCCAAUGACUUCAUUGGUGAUCCAAGGUCGAGUAUUUUUGACGCUAAAGCCGGGAUUGGGCUUAGCGCAUCUUUCAUGAAGCUGAUUUCUUGGUAUGACAACGAGUGGGGGUACAGCAACCGAGUGCUGGACCUGGUAGAGCACAUGGCUUUGGUGGGAGCCCACAGCUGAAAACAAAACCAUUACAGUUUUGACGCCGGAUAUUUAUUUAAAGUCUCGAUUAGUUAGGUUACAUGGUCUCAGGUUUUGGUUUUGAUAAUAACUUGUAAUAAUGCGAUGUUAAGCAUCACUUCUACAUACGCUGAGAAAGAAAUAAAGACGUGAGUUCAUCCUGGUUA